This is a messenger RNA of Toxoplasma gondii ME49, 921 nucleotides long. RefSeq lists its product as hypothetical. The transcript has 8 exons. NCBI's taxonomy places the organism in Eukaryota, Apicomplexa, Conoidasida, Eucoccidiorida, Sarcocystidae. Bases 1 to 684 code for a protein of 227 amino acids. The record is from RefSeq and is a predicted model, not a curated record.
AUGAAAAGUCUCGUGGCGGUGCUUGUUGGUUGGGUAGGGAUGGUGCAGGCGGUGAAUCUCCGGCCAAAUUUGGGCAUCCUCUCAACAGGCGGUCCGUACGCAACUAUCGUCGAUGUACAUAAGGGGACAGCUUGCCUGCUAGACGAGUCUCGUGCUGGAAGCGAGCCAGUCCCGCCGACGUGCGGUUGCUCGUUUAGCCGCUUGGCAUCCAUGAAAGAGAAGUGCGCCGCACUGUCUUCGACUGCUACGUCACAGGAAGCUGAGGAAUGCGCCAGCAUCCCUUGCGAGAUUUGCUGUGUUAUGAGGAGAGCCGCUAUCCCAAUUGCUGGAGAGGACCGUACUCAUCUGGAGUGCAAGAAAAAGUGUCCUUCCUCGGAAGAAAUUCUACCAGUAACAGAGGAUGUGUCUAUUCCGGUGCUUCGAGCUGCAAUGGAUCUUACUGACGUUUUCUACGCCCCAAGUGAAGUGCAACCCGCAAGAGUUGCAGCUCCCUCAACUCCGCAAGUAUAUCCUGUUGUUCCCCCAUCACCCGUUGUGGUGACGCGUCCUUCCUCCACGGAAGCAACCUACCCGAUGCUCGCUCUUCCAUCCGAAGAAGACCUGGCGACUGUUGAACCAAUAUCGCCUCAGCAGCUAGACUCAAUAUCCAGGGCAAAUAAUGCUGCCAUCGAACAGACGCCAUAGGCAGAAGAGGCAUAACUGCAACUGAAGCUCAAAGUUGUGGUGCAGCCAGACUUUCUGGUGUGUCUUGCUACAUUCAUUUACUGCGCAGCUGGAGAUCGUUCGGGAAUUUCGCGAUGCAUUUUGUAGGGGUGUCCUCCUGUAUAUGAAGGAAGCAAUGACGCUACAGUGCAGACGGGUUUUCGUCGUGUGGAACCGGAAUGUGUUGGUAUCGUUUGGCAGAAACUAUGAUGUGAUCUU